Sitophilus oryzae (rice weevil) is the source of this 632-nucleotide messenger RNA. It is a transcript of the gene MED22, whose product is annotated as mediator of RNA polymerase II transcription subunit 22. NCBI's taxonomy places the organism in Eukaryota, Metazoa, Arthropoda, Insecta, Coleoptera, Curculionidae. The coding region runs from base 70 to 492 and encodes 140 amino acids. Gene Ontology annotation, molecular function: transcription coregulator activity. The transcript has 3 exons. Gene Ontology annotation, cellular component: mediator complex. The record is from RefSeq and is a predicted model, not a curated record. Gene Ontology annotation, biological process: regulation of transcription by RNA polymerase II.
CUAAUUUCUAAGAAGCCUUUUUUGUUAUUGUCUGACUUUGUUGAUUUUUCGGAUUUUAAGUGAAAAAUAAUGUCUACAAGAGCCCUACCUCAAAGCAAAGAAGCUUUAUUAAAAUCGUACAGGACCAGACUGAAGGACGAUGUAAAAAGCAUGCUAGAAAACUUCGAAGAGAUUAUCAAACUGGCUAAAGGAGAACAUGAUACUCAAUUAUCCAGGCUCACACAGUGCGAACAGGAUACCUAUGAAAUGCACGUAAGGUCAGCAAAUAUUGUUCGUGCUGGUGAAUCUCUAAUGAAGCUUGUAUCAGAUAUAAAGCAAUAUCUUAUAUUGAACGAUUUCCCUUCGGUGAACGAAGCUAUCACACAAAAUUCUAAGCUGUUUAGGACAAAACAAGCAGAGUGUGAUCAAAAACUGAUGUCUUUGAGGGACGACAUGGCUGCUGAUCUUUAUGAUUUAGAAGAAGAAUAUUAUAGCAGUAUUAAUAAAAUGUAAGUUAUUUUUUAGGGUAUUUAAAGAUAAGCCAUACUAUCAAAAAAUUAUACAGGGUGAGUCUUAAAUAAGUGUAAAUAUUUUCAGGGCUGGUAUAUUUCGACCCAAUGAACACGUCUAUGAGGUUUUUUUCGCAAAAAAAU